UGGCAAUGAAGAAGCUGAGGCUGCUGAGAGUGCACUGGUCUGGUGACGAUGACGUCAGUGGCGGUGGCGGUUAAGGGCGGGAGCUCAGGAAGCCGGCGCGCUGUGAAUUGGGCUGUGGAGAAUCUCAUGCCCAAAGCAGAUCGCUUCGUCUUAGUUCACGUCAUCCCCAAAAUCACUUCCAUUCCAACUCCAUCAGGAGAUCACAUCCCUGUCGCAGAGCUGGAUGCGAAGUUGGUGGCAACGUAUGUGAAGGACAUGAAAGAAAAAUUUGAGGAAGUUUUUGAUCCAUUUAAGAACAAAUGCAAAACUAAAAAGGUGGAAACAUUGGUGUUAGAAGAUGAUGAUCCUGCAACUGGGCUUCUAAGGUUCAUAUCCGAGUCGGGGAUCAAUUGUUUGGUGUUGGGUUCUUGCUCUUCAAAUUACAUAACCAGGAAACUGAAGGGACCAGGGGUAUCACAAAUUGUUCUUAGAUGUGCUCCUCACACUUGUGAUGUUUAUGUCAUUUCCAGACACAGAAUCAUCAAAAAUUCAGAUGGUUCCUCAUCUGCUAUUGAGACAAGCUCGGCUAGCUGGAUGUCUACUCGAGACCAUAAGAGAGGUUCAAGUGAUAUCAGUGAACAUAUAUCCGGUGUUCGUUCUUUCCGUGUGGAAUCCACAGCUCAUGAAGCUUAUGGAGCAUCUCCAAUGUCAGACCUUAGUUACCUAAGUUCUGAAGCAUUUACGCGUAUGGGCUUUUCUGAAAAUGCUAGUGUAGAUCAGGAAACGAAUCAUCAUAACUUGGGAGAUAAGCUGGCGACUAGUUCUUUUCAUCAUCAAAGUUCCUCAGUUUCUUCGAACACUGGCCGGAUGGAGGUAGAACAGUUGCGUCUGGAAUUGCAGAAUACUAUUUCCAUGUACAAACGAGCAUGUGAAGAGCUGGUCCGUGCCCAGAGCAAGGUGCAAUUACUUUCUUCUGAGUGCCUUGAUGAGGCAAGAAGAGUGGAUGCUGCCCUUGAAAGUGAGGAAACUUUGAGAAAAAUUGCUGCUGAAGAGAAAGAAAAGCAUUUGAAAGCCAUGAAGGAGAUUGAGGAGGCCAAAGUUUUGCUUGCUAAAGAGGCUUAUGAGAGGCAAAUUGCCGAGCUGAAUGCCAUGAAAGAGUCCUCAGAGAAAAAGAAAUUAGUAGAUGCACUUUUCUCAAGGGACCGAAGGUACAGGAGAUACAGUAGGAAUGAAAUAGAGGUAGCAACAAGUUUCUUCUCUGAGGCUAAUGUGAUUGGCGAAGGAGGAUAUGGAAAAGUUUACAAAUGCAGUCUUGAUCACACCCCGGUAGCUGUUAAGGUUCUUCGACCUGAUGCAGUCAAUAAGAGAGAGGAAUUUCUGAAAGAGGUGGAAAUUCUUAGUCAGCUACACCAUCCGAACAUAGUUUUGCUGCUUGGAGCCUGUCCUGAGAUCGGUUGCCUGGUCUAUGAAUACCUGGAAAAUGGUAACUUGGAAGAUUAUAUCUCCCAACGGAAUGGAAAACCCUCACUCCCUUGGACAGUUCGGUUCCGCAUAGUUUUUGAAAUAGCUUGCGGGCUUGCAUUCUUACACAGCUCCAAGGUGGAGCCUAUUGUGCAUCGAGAUCUAAAACCGGGUAAUAUCUUACUAGACAGAAACUACAUGAGCAAAAUUGGGGAUGUUGGGCUGGCUAAACUCAUUUCAAACGUCGUCCCUGACAGCAUUACUGAGUACAGAGAAUCAAUUCUUGCCGGGACACUCUUUUACAUGGAUCCGGAGUAUCAGAGAACUGGCACAGUUCGUCCCAAAUCAGAUUUGUAUGCUUUUGGGGUUAUAAUCCUCCAAGUAUUGACAGCUCGCCAUCCAAACCGGCUUAUAUUUAUUGCAGAAAAUGCAAUGGCAAAUGGCUCAUUUGCAGACAUUUUGGAUGACUCUGUCACAGAUUGGCCUCUUGCUGAAGCAAAGGAGUUGGCUCGAGUUGCGCUAAGAUGUUCACAACUUAGAUGCAGAGACAGACCAGAUCUUGAAACUGAAGUUCUUCCAGUGCUCAAAAGACUGGUUGGUCUUGCAGAUUCAAGUUUGAAGAUUGACAGAAAUCAUGUCGAUGCACCAAGCCACUACUUUUGUCCAAUCCUUCAGGAAAUAAUGGAAGAUCCACACAUUGCUGCAGAUGGUUUUACGUAUGAGUUUAGAGCAAUCAAAGCAUGGCUUGAGAAGCACAAUGUGUCCCCAGUGACAAGGCUUAGACUUAAGCAUUCUGCGUUAACUCCAAAUCAUACGUUACGUUCAGCCAUACAGGAAUGGAGAACACAUGUAACAUACCCAAGUACCUAAGCGGAAAGACCAUGGACUUGUGCACCACUUCUUGCAAGCUUUUCAAACCAGAAACUCCAAAAUCUGUAUUGAAUUUGUGUUCUCUUUCUUGAAAAUGCGCAGAUGAAACAGAGCAUUCAAAAUCCUUGUACAAAACCAUCAAGCAACUAUAAAAACAAUCAAAUUUCAUAUAUGUUAUUUUAAUUGAGAAAUCAAAA
Molecule: messenger RNA, 2507 nt
Organism: Prunus persica (peach)
Lineage: Eukaryota; Viridiplantae; Streptophyta; Magnoliopsida; Rosales; Rosaceae
Product: U-box domain-containing protein 34
Exons: 9
Coding region: 49-2310 (753 amino acids)
Biological process (GO): protein phosphorylation; protein ubiquitination
Molecular function (GO): ubiquitin-protein transferase activity; ATP binding; protein kinase activity
Source: RefSeq, a predicted model, not a curated record